Messenger RNA from Colletotrichum abscissum, 876 nucleotides. RefSeq lists its product as uncharacterized. Bases 1 to 876 code for a protein of 291 amino acids. The record is from RefSeq and is a predicted model, not a curated record. The transcript has 3 exons. NCBI's taxonomy places the organism in Eukaryota, Fungi, Ascomycota, Sordariomycetes, Glomerellales, Glomerellaceae.
AUGUCAGUGACACGUCAUGCUCUGGGUGCCUCUGCCUCUGGCGCAGAGUCUAUGGGCUCCACUACAUUGUCGGGUGCUUCAAUAGCAGUUGCUACAAUGCUCAGCAAUCUCAGUGAACUCAGUGACAAAGCCCUUCUCGUGCAGGUAGCUGCACUGUGCUCAAGGGCCGUCUAUCGAAAGGACCCUGCUCAGGUUGUCCCUGAGCUUUCAGGAUAUGUUAUCAAAGAUAGACACUGGAUAGAGCCCACAUGGGACGGAUCAGGAAAGGCUGCUGCUCUGUUCGAAAUUGCACCAGCCACCCCAGACUUUCGCCAGAAGAUACUGGUGAUUGCGAUUCGAGGGAAUUCGGGCUCAAAUAAGCCGACGUUGUCUUGCAUUACUUUCGGUUGCCCCCCUUUCAUCAACGCCGACAUCGAUUCACGCCUCACCGACCUCUUUCCCGGAAGUGGCUUUCUCCGAGGGUCCAUGCUGGCCUUCGUUAAUGAUGGCGAUCCGAUCCCACGCAUGGACUCAGCAUACGCCACGGAGUUGGCGCGCAUCUGGAAUCUAGUAGGAGGGAGCACUUGCCCGCCGAUGAGCGCAAUACCGGAGUUCAAGCCGCCUAAGCUACGUCUGAGUAGUCUCGGCGAAGUGGUAUGGCUAUCCAAAAAGGAUCAGGAGAUCAAAAAUAAAGGGAACAAAGAAGAGAAUGAAGGCUUGAAGGUCAUAGCAUGUUACCUUGGUCGUAACGACCUCGAAAAGCAUGCUUGGGCAAACGUUUUGGCGCACGAUAUGAACCUGUACGUGAAGUUCACGACUCUCAUUGGAAAUGGCAAUUUUAAUGGCCGCAAUGAUUGGACAACGGUUACGAACGAAGGGCAUUGUGUUAUCAACUAG